GUCCUGACCCGCCCCUCCACCCCGCAGCACGGCGCCAACGUGAACGCGCAGAUGUACUCGGGCAGCUCCGCGCUGCACUCGGCGUCGGGCCGCGGGCUCCUGCCGCUGGUGCGCACGCUGGUCCGCAGCGGCGCCGACAGCAGCCUCAAGAACUGUCACAACGACACGCCGCUCAUGGUGGCGCGCAGCCGCCGGGUCAUCGACAUCCUGAGAGGGAAGGCCACGCGGCCUGCGCCUGCGUCACAGCCAGAGCCCUCCCCUGACCGGAGUGCCACCACCUCCCCGGAGAGCAGCAGCCGCCUCAGCUCCAAUGGUCUUCUCUCUGCAUCACCAUCCUCCUCGCCUUCCCAGUCUCCUCCCAAGGAUCCCCUUGGAUUUCCCAUGGCUCCCCACAAUUUCUUCCUCUCUCCCUCAUCUCCACCUGCCUUCCUGCCCUUUGUCGGGGUCCUCCAAGCCCCUGGCCGGCCGGUGCCUCCCCCUCCAGCUCCAGGGGGCAGCUGAGAGGGAUGGGGGGGCAGAUCUUGGACUCAUGAGGAGGGACCUCCCUGCCCUUGAGGAGUCAGCCCUCCUGGAAACUGUGAAGAUCUCACUCUGCCCCCCCCCCCAAUCUUCGAACCAGGAUUUGCACAUGCAUUUGCCCCCUCUUUUGAGCACAGAUAUCCCCCCACCUCGUCUUCCGUCUUCCGCCCAGGACUCUUCCCCCUGUUCUCCUCAGGCACCAAUCUCCUGUCUGGAAUCCCACUCAAUCAUGUAUUUCCUUCUCCUCCCUCAGAGCUGGUGGAACCGGGGAACAGCUGCUCCCUCUGCCCUCCGCCCAUGAGGAGGGAGAGACGGGACUGCAGCGGGGCACUUAUGACGAUGUAAAUUAUUAGGCAUUUUUGGUUGGAUUUCUUUUGUAAUAAACUAUUUUUGUAACAUA
This is a messenger RNA of Myotis lucifugus (little brown bat), 919 nucleotides long. It is a transcript of the gene BCL3, whose product is annotated as B cell CLL/lymphoma 3. The transcript is spliced from 3 exons. Lineage: Eukaryota; Metazoa; Chordata; Mammalia; Chiroptera; Vespertilionidae. The record is from RefSeq and is a predicted model, not a curated record. The coding region runs from base 52 to 501 and encodes 149 amino acids. Gene Ontology annotation, molecular function: protein binding.